This is a messenger RNA of Neocloeon triangulifer, 1533 nucleotides long. It is a transcript of the gene mRpL28, whose product is annotated as large ribosomal subunit protein bL28m. Lineage: Eukaryota; Metazoa; Arthropoda; Insecta; Ephemeroptera; Baetidae. Gene Ontology annotation, molecular function: structural constituent of ribosome. The transcript has 2 exons. Gene Ontology annotation, cellular component: mitochondrial large ribosomal subunit. The coding region runs from base 101 to 1399 and encodes 432 amino acids. The record is from RefSeq and is a predicted model, not a curated record.
UAAAUUAAAUUAGGGGUUGGCAGCACUGCUUCGGUAAGGAAAACACUGGUUUAGGAGGGUCGUGUGUCUAAUUUCGCCUUUUUUCCCUGAGUUGAAGGCCAUGGCAUCUGCACAUGUGCCGUGGAGGUCACCACAAGGGUACGCUGCCCAGCCACCCAUAAAUUGUGGCCCUUCUUACGGACAUACAGAAAAUAGAGCAAAAUUCCAUCAUCCAGCAUGGCCCGAAGGAACUCCACCCACCCCCGGACAGGAGAUGGCGCCAAACCCUCUGCAAAAUGGAAACAAUGGACCAGUUCUCAACUCAGGAGGUUUUGGACAGACUUAUGCAGGAGGUCCGGCUCCUCCGGGAGCUGUAGUAACGUUGGAGGAAAUCAUUCAGCGUGUUUUCCAGCAUGUCACGCUGCAAUUCUCAAAUCAGCUCAAAAUUCAGAAUGACCAACUUGGCGAAAUGUUCAGUAAAACAGUAUCUUUGAUGCAGGAGGAAUUCGAAAAGGAACGUUUGUCCUGGAAGGAGAGAGAUGAGAAGCACGAGGCUAAGCUGAGGGAGCUUGAGCGGAAGGUCCUUUUCUACGAGAAGAAUGCAGAAAAUGAGUCGAGCGGUACAGAUAACAGACGGAGGCAAUUUCACGGCAGGUAUCAGAGAGGUUAUUAUCCACCAAUUGCUCCUCUGACAAAGGCUGAUGACACACCCUGCGUGAACCAAUACAUCGAUCGCUCUGCCCAACUCGAUGAGGCCAUGAAGAAUGAUGAGUCGCUCGCAGUGGAGGGAGCCAAGGUCAAGUUUGUUGAACAUCAAGGGGUCAGUCUACUGGAUGCCAAGCAAGAGAUAAAGGCACACGCCAUAGCCUCUGAUCUCUGGACCAGCAUGGGGGCUGCACAAGAGGUUACGGCGGCGGUGGGCAAACCAAAAGCGGAGCCGGGAAAGACUGAAAUAGGCGGAAUCAUCAGAGAGAAGACUGAAAAGUACGGUACUGUGUUUCACGUGGUAACUAAAAUGAGGUCCCCCCACAAGUUGCACAAAGCACCUGAGCCUUUCCUAAAGGGAGUGAAGACUGCAUUUGCUAAGCUGGCCCAAGUCAUUCGAGAGGAAGAGAUUGACGAGAUUGCAAUGACCUACAUGUGCAGUGGCAUGGACAGGCUGCAUCGCCUCUGGGUCUUGGACACUCUGUACGAAGAACUUCGAGAUGUCCCUGUCACUGUUCAUCUGUACAACAAGUAUGUCUCCAAACGCUGGGGAAACUGUGGGAAUUUGUUCAACCCAAAGGAGGCCGGAGAGGAAGAAGAAGAGACUGGAGGGAAGCCGGAUGACGGAGAGCAGCUAAAUGAUGCCCCUAAUUCGCAGACUGUUGCACCCAGGGAGAGAAGCAAGCGCAACUGUGGUGCUCGGAUCGUGUCAUAAAUUUACCAAUUCCAACAAUAUGGACACCAGAAUUGGAUAACAUGCUGCUCGGAGGUGAAGCCAUCAUCAAAGGGUAUAUGCAGAAGAAGGAAAAUAAGCGCCGAGUUCCUAGGUGGUGGAUUCCAGAUAUCUUC